ACUUGCUCCGAGAGUGAUGGAUACACAGUUAAACUCGCCCACCGCAGUAACUCGGUAACUCUUCCUCUCAGGCUCUCAGCUUAAACAAACAACCCAAUCCCUCCAUUUUAUUUCACCUGAAUCCCACCUCACUCUCCACACAAUGCGCUGCGACGCUGCUUCCUCCUGGCUCUGCGGCCGCCACCUGUCCGUCCCCACCGCCGGAACAUCGUUCCUCUUCCUCUGCAGGUCCACCGUCUCAUGCUGCACCAACGCUCCCAACCCACUGAAGCGCCGGUACUCCGGCAACCAUGCUCCGGACGUCGUCCGCCGUUGGAUCCAGUCCGAUCAUCCGCUAGCUUCUCAAGAUAGGUUCACGGCCGCUUCGUACAACAUAUUGGGGGUUAGAAAUGCUUAUGCUCAUAGAGACAUGUACGGGAAUGUGCCUUCUAUGUAUCUGAAGUGGGACCACCGGAAAAGGGCCAUCUGCGAUGAAAUUGCGGCCUGGAAUUCUGAUAUUGUUUGCUUGCAAGAGGUGGAUAAGUAUUUAGAGCUUUCGGGCAAUUUGGCGAAACUGGGAUAUGCUGGCUCUUAUAAGAGACGCACAGGUAAUACUGUAGAUGGUUGCGCUACUUACUGGAAAUCUCAUAAUUUUCGGAUGUUAGAAGAGGAGAGCAUUGAAUUCAAGGGAUACGGACUUCGUGACAAUGUCGCCCAACUCUCAGUUUUUGAGAUGCAUAAAGAAAAAUCAAGAAAGUUAGUCAUUGGUAACAUCCAUGUGCUUUACAACCCUAAACGAGGAGAAGUUAAAUUGGGCCAGAUCCGUUUUCUUAUAUCAAAGGCGCAGAUUCUCUCGGAGAGAUGGGGCAAUGCCCCUGUUGUCCUCUGUGGUGAUUUCAAUAGCACUCCUGAGAGUGCAAUAUACAAGUUCUUGUCAACAUCUGAGCUAAAUAUAAUGUCAUAUGACAGAACAGAGUUAUCUGGGCAGAGGAGCUGUCAUCCUGCUCAAGUUUUAGGUGUCAAACAACGAAAUAGCAGUCCAUUGAGCUUGAUAGAUGGGUUGUUGAAACAUGACUGGACAGAUGAAGAGAUUAGAGUUGCAACUGGAAAUUCUGGUAGUCAUUCAGUUGUGCAUCCUUUGCAGCUUAACAGUUCUUAUGCCAUGGUGCAGGGUUCUACAGCAACACGGGGAUCCAGUGGUGAGCCUAUAGCUACUUCCUACCACUCAAAGUUUCUUGGAACCGUUGAUUACUUAUGGUACUCGGAUGGUCUUGUGCCCACUGGAGUUAUGGAUACAGUUCCACUUGACACUCUCCAGAGGAUUGGUAGCCUUCCUUGCAAGAAAGUGGGCAGCGACCACCUGGCUUUAGUUUCCGAGUUUGCCUUCACACCAGGCACACAGGAAGGCAACAACACAACUGCAUCAGCAAUCUGAAGAUUCUUACCAGCAUUGUCCAAACAUUUACGGAGGGCAAAAUUUUGCUGGCACACCAUGCAAGUUUCUCCGGCGUAAAAUCCUUGUGAAGCAGAUCCCACGGCCACGCCAAAUACACAACCCAUUUUCAGAUUCUGAACAGCUUGCGUAGUCUGGAAUUUUACCUCAAAUUCAUUAAAAAGAGAUUCAUAGAUUGAUCAGCAAGUUGAAAAAAUAAUACCAAGUGUGGCAGCGAGCA
Messenger RNA from Argentina anserina (silverweed cinquefoil), 1652 nucleotides. RefSeq names its product carbon catabolite repressor protein 4 homolog 3. Gene Ontology annotation, molecular function: 3'-5'-RNA exonuclease activity. The record is from RefSeq and is a predicted model, not a curated record. The coding region runs from base 143 to 1414 and encodes 423 amino acids. NCBI's taxonomy places the organism in Eukaryota, Viridiplantae, Streptophyta, Magnoliopsida, Rosales, Rosaceae. The transcript is spliced from 13 exons.